GUCUGAUGUCCGUGGUGCUGACGGAUGUUGUUAACGGUUGUGGCCAUAGUUUGUGGCUAUAAACAGUCUUCCUCACAACUUCUUUUUUAAAAAUCUUCACUUUUACAGGCAAGAAAACUAUCGUCAUGGCUUCCACGGUGCCCAUUAAGAUUGGAAUAAUUGGUGGUUCAGGCCUUGAUGACCCAGAUAUCUUGGAGGGAAGGACUGAGCGUUAUGUUGACACACCGUAUGGAAAGCCAUCCGAUGCUCUGAUACUUGGGAAAAUAAAAAAUGUGGAAUGUGUGCUCCUUGCAAGGCAUGGGAGACAGCACACCAUUAUGCCAUCCAAUGUGAACUACCAGGCCAACAUCUGGGCACUGAGAGAAGAGGGCUGCACACAUCUGUUGGUUACCACGGCCUGUGGUUCACUCCGGGAGGAGAUUCAGCCAGGAGACAUUGUCAUCAUAGAUCAGUUCAUUGACAGGACUACCAAGAGAGCUCAGACGCUGUACGAUGGGCAGCCAACCAGUCCUCCAGGAGUGAGUCACAUCCCCAUGGCUGAGCCUUUCUGCAACAGAACCAGAGAGGUCCUGGUGGAGGUGGCGCGGAGCCUGGGGGUCAAGUGCCAUGUGCGAGGCACUAUGCUGAGUAUUGAGGGCCCCCGCUUUUCCUCGCGGGCCGAGAGCCUGAUGUUCCGCCAGUGGGGUGCUGACGUCAUCAAUAUGACCACUGUGCCAGAGGUGGUCCUCGCCAAGGAGGCCGGCCUGUGCUAUGCCAGCAUCGCCAUGGCAACAGACUAUGACUGUUGGAAGGAGCAUGAGGAGGCGGUCUGUGUUGACAACGUACUGAAGACGAUGAAGGAGAACGCCAACAAAGCCAGCAGUAUCUUGCUGACUGCAAUACCUCAGAUUAGUCAGAUGGACUGGGCUCAGACAAUGAAGGCCUUGAAAUCAAUGGCCCAAUCUUCAGUCAUGUUACCGAAACACUAAGCGUGCAGAACAAUAUGAAGUAGAAAAGGAAACCAGACACCACCUGUAUCGCCACCGACUAGACUCAACUCUGCCUGUGGAUUUGUCAUCAGUGAAUCACAAGAAAGUGCCUCACAUAAAUAAUGCAUGUGCUCUGUCUUCAUCAAAAUUUUAUAUAUAUAUAUAUAUAU
Messenger RNA from Perca fluviatilis (European perch), 1138 nucleotides. RefSeq names its product methylthioadenosine phosphorylase (gene mtap). The coding region runs from base 126 to 968 and encodes 280 amino acids. Gene Ontology annotation, cellular component: cytosol. The transcript has 8 exons. Gene Ontology annotation, molecular function: S-methyl-5-thioadenosine phosphorylase activity. Gene Ontology annotation, biological process: nucleoside metabolic process. The record is from RefSeq and is a predicted model, not a curated record. NCBI's taxonomy places the organism in Eukaryota, Metazoa, Chordata, Actinopteri, Perciformes, Percidae.